Messenger RNA from Polistes dominula (European paper wasp), 1683 nucleotides. RefSeq lists its product as uncharacterized. NCBI's taxonomy places the organism in Eukaryota, Metazoa, Arthropoda, Insecta, Hymenoptera, Vespidae. The record is from RefSeq and is a predicted model, not a curated record.
AUGAUGAUAUAUGCAGCAGCUAUCACAACAACACAACAGAAUAAACAACAAAUACCAGAAGAGACACCAAACAACCAACAAAAAACCAUAAAUUAUCAUAAAAAACCAAAAUGGCAAAUCCGAGUUGAACAAAAAAUACACACCAUAAGGAAAGACAUAGGUAGACUAAAACAAGCAAUAAAAGGUAAUAUGUCAAAAAACAUAACAAAAUACAUCAACACACUCUUGGACAUAAAUAAUAACAAUUACACAGUCAACCAGCUGCUGGACACGCACAAACAAAAACUUGCCGUAUAUGCAGCAAGACUCAAAAGAUAUAACGAAUCAUAUAAGAGGAAAAUCGAAAACACAACAUUCUUAAACAGUGAAAGAACAUUCUACAGAAAACUAAACACAGAACAAGAAAUAGGAUCCAUACAACCAACUAAAAAAGAAAUAACCACUUUCUGGACACAGAUAUGGUCAAACACAACUGAACACAACACACACGCAACAUGGAUAACAGACGAGAAACAGAAAUAUGAAGACAUGCCAGAACAAGCCGAAUACAGAAUAACGGAAGACGAGCUAAAAAAAACAAUACGCAGCACACAUAAUUGGAAACACCCAGAACCAGAUCACAUACAAAACUUCUGGUACAAGAAAUUUACAACUACACAUCCAUACCUAACACAGCAGAUAAAUAAGAUAAUAGAGGACCCCCAAGAACUCCCGAGGUUCCUAACCGAAGGGAUCACUUUCACUAAACCCAAAAAUCAAAACACUGAAAACUCAGCAAACUAUAGACCCAUUACGUGCCUACCAACACUAUAUAAAAUAAUAACAAGUACAAUAUGCCGACAAAUUGAUACACACCUCACAAAAAACAAUAUAAUCUCAGAAGAACAAAAAGGAUGCAGAAGAAAUAGCCAAGGAUGUAAAGAACAACUUAUCAUAGACAGUAUAAUAAUGAACCAAGCAAAAAAGCAGCAACGAAACCUACACACAUGCUAUAUAGACUACAAAAAAGCCUUUGACUCAGUACCACCACAUACAUGGCUUAUAGAAAUUCUAAAAAUAUACAAAAUAAACAAACAUACACAACAAUUCCUAAAACACACCAUGUCAACAUGGAGAACCAGAAUCAUACUAAAAACACCAACGGAUACAAUAAGAACGGAAGAAAUAAAAAUUAAAAAGGGCAUCUUCCAAGGAGAUACACUAAGUGCCUUAUGGUUCAACAUGUGCCUAAACCCAUUAUCCACAAUAUUAAACAAUAGUAAAUAUGGAUUCCAAAUCAGAAAUAUCAGACAAACGCAGUACACAAUAAACCACUUAAUGUAUGUAGACGACAGAAAACUAUACGCAGCAACAGAAACACAGUUAAAUACACUUUUAAAAAUCACAGAAAACUUCACAUCCGACAUAAAAAUGCAAUUCGGAAUAGACAAAUGCAAAACAACACAUAUCGAAAGAGGACAAUGGAUCACAGACGAUACACAAAGAACAUUACAGAACGAAACACUACAAAACUUAGAAAAACACGAAACAUACAAAUACCUCGGCUUCGAACAAAAUACCAAGAUAAAUCACACAGAAAUUAAAAAAUACUUACAAAAACAAUACAAUCAAAGACUCACAAAAAUACUUAAAACUAAACUAAACUCAAAAAACCUCGUCAAAGCAAUAAACCAUACGCAAUAA